This is a messenger RNA of Rhodamnia argentea, 1090 nucleotides long. RefSeq names its product protein NTM1-like 9. The record is from RefSeq and is a predicted model, not a curated record. NCBI's taxonomy places the organism in Eukaryota, Viridiplantae, Streptophyta, Magnoliopsida, Myrtales, Myrtaceae. The transcript is spliced from 3 exons. Gene Ontology annotation, molecular function: DNA binding. Gene Ontology annotation, biological process: regulation of DNA-templated transcription. Bases 16 to 846 code for a protein of 276 amino acids.
GUUUUAUAUUCUGAGAUGGAAAGUGCAGAAAUUUCAUCAGUCGAUCUUCCGGUGGGAUUCCGAUUCAGACCAACAGAGGAGGAACUUGUCAAUCAUUACCUGAAGUUGAAGAUACUCGGCAACAAAAUGGUCGAGCUGAUAAUUCCCGAGGUUGAUGUCCAUCAAUUGCCACCUUGGGAUUUACCCAGCAAGAUAAAUGAACUAUCAAGUAUUAAAUCAGAUGGUGAUGAAUGGUUCUUCUUCUGCCGUCUGCAAAAUAAGUACCCUCAAAGUAAACAGACUAGAAGAUCAAAUGAUUAUGGGUCGUGGAAGAAAACUGGUGGAACUCGCAAAAUCAGGACGCUAGACAAAAGGAACAUAUUAGGUUGGAAGAAAAUUUUGGUUUUCAAAAAAAGUGGAAGUCCCAAAAAUGCCCAGACCAAUUGGGUACUGCAUGAAUAUCACCUAAAUGCUCAUCUUUUGGACACCGUCCUCACUGACCAGAGUGACUUUGUUCUUAACCACUUGAAGAAAAACCCUGACGAGAAGGGUAAGAAAAAUUCAAAGACUCAGAAGACCAAUAUAGGCCCAUCUAACAUGCCUAAAGAGGGCAUCAUAAGUAGCUGGAACAUGCCCGACGAAGUCAUCAACGCAAGUAUCUCUAUUAUGCUUCAAGAAGGUGGCAGAAGUAUCUGCAACACGCCUGAUGAAGUCAACAACUCAAGUUGCUCCAAUGCAACUCGAGUAACUGCCAAAAGCACGGUACCUGAAGAGAUUCUGAAGGUUGGAGGGAGCAUCAAAAUGGUGCCUGUUAAAUAUCGUCAUAGCAUGUUUAGGAAACUAAUAUUAUUCUUGUUUUUGUUGUGACAACAGGAAUCUUUUGUAGAAGAUGUACAGCAGCCACCGCCGCCGCCAAUUUUCACACCAGAAUGCAACUCAUCAGGAUGUGAUUUCUCUGCAACUCCAAAGCUACCCACAGAGACCGGGGAGCAAUUGACUCAUGAUUCGUCAUAUCGGGAUUUGGCGUCUUAUUUUGCUGAUUAUGAACAUCUAGAGGAGAUAUUAGGGUUGUUGAACUCAGAUAGCUAGUUCUAGCGUGACCGCUCUGGCA